AGGGUCGUUCAUUAUCAGCCGGAACGUAAACAGCGUCGCUGCUUUUCACGCUUUCCGAUAAAAAUGUUUAAAUCACACUGUGUUAAUUAGAGUCCAAAUCAAAAUCAAUGCGCCAGUAGACGCGAACGACUCGAGAUCGUGUGCGCGUGAACGCGGAUUAAGCAGCGCUUUUGACUAAAAUAAAAAUAAGUAGCAGUGUGCGGGAGAAUCCGUGACCUGUGAUUUUUGGCCGGUGAACGAAUCACGAGCAAAGCGGAUAAACAAAAGCCAUAAAAAACAGAUUCGCACGAGAAUCGAAGAAGUCGUCUGUGCUCAUAAAUUACUAUCCGGAAGUGGAAAAGUAGAGUUUCCCCAGGCGAACGGCGAACCAACCGCCAUGGACGACGAGUUCAAGCUGUGCUGGAAGAACUUCCAGGACAACAUAGCCAGCGGCUUCCAGAAUCUGUACGACCGCGGCGACUUGGUGGACGUGACCCUCGCCUGCGACGGGAAGCUUCUCCAGGCCCACAAGAUUGUGCUGGCCAUCUGCAGCCCCUACUUCCAGGAGAUCUUCACCACCAAUCCCUGCCAGCAUCCCAUCAUCAUACUCAAAGAUGUGAGCUUCAACAUUAUGAUGGAGCUGCUGGAGUUCAUGUACCAAGGAGUGGUAAAUGUAAAGCACACGGAGCUGCAGUCUUUCAUGAAGAUUGGCCAACUGCUGCAGAUCAAGGGUCUGGCCACCAAUUCCAACUCAUCGCCGGGAUCGAGUGCCUCCGAGAAGUCCUCUAGUCAGCCUCCAGCAGAAGAAUCAAACAACAGCAAUACCAACAGCACCAACCAUCACAACUCCAACUCUAAUAGCAAUAAUAAUAGCAAAACAGAAGCAGAUCACAAUGAGUCCAAGGGGCAGAGCAAUGCGAGGACCACUUCGCCAGGCGGUGCCAGCAGAGCCUCCAGCGAAGCCAGCCACCUUUACACAUCCCACAAACGUCCGAUGCCUUCAGAUUUCGGCAGCGAUUCCCUGUCCAUUUACUCGGGUAAGCAGUUGAGGCGCUCCCUCAAGGAUCAUGGAUCCGGCGGAAGCGAAGGCGGAGGAGGCGAGAAUGCGGAUAGUGCAGCGGGAAUGGACAAUAGCCUGAAUGCCGAGGAGUUUUUCAUGCCACCCAUUCCGCACAUUACAAUGGGAGAACCGCGUUACGAUCUCGGAGGUCUGAAGCGCGAAUCGGAUGGUCACCAUCAUGGGCCUUCGUCGGGCGGCGGUGGCGGAAGUUCGGGCAGCGUGGGCAGCCUCACCUCCUCGGCCUCCUCCUCUGCGCCUAUUCGAAAUCCCUUCCCACCGGCCUUCAAUCUGGACAACUACAACUUCUACAAGAGCGGCAACAACAGCGGGCCCAGCGGCAGUUCCAAUAAUUCCGGCGGCCCCGGAGGCAUUAACAACAAUGGAUCCGUGAGUCUCGGCUCAGGCACUGAGUACCCCAACGAGCUGUACAUGCCCAACGAUUAUUCCAAGAACUUUGCCAACCACAUGGACAUUCCCCAAAGCGGCAGCAACAUGGUGAUGCUGUCCACCACCUCGCUGCUGCACGGCAACUGCGUGUUCAACCGAAACAACACGGUGGCCACGCAGCAGGGCAUGAAGACCUACUGGCUGUGCAAGUCGUACCGGAUCAGCAUGUGUCGGGCGAGGUGCAUCACCCACCUGGGCAGGAUCAUCUCGGCCACGGGCGUUCACAACCAUACACCUCAUAUGCGCGGCGGUCAGGGAUCUUCGGCAGCUUCAACGUCUUCAGUUUCUGGGACACCUUCUGGCUCUGCUCCGAUUCCCAUCCAGGCGGGCUACUCUCUGACGGAUGGUGGUGGCCACCUGGGCACGGACUUGCAGCAUGGCAACCGAGUGAGCAACAUGUUUGCCAAUCAAACGCCUCCACCGCCUCCUCCGCCACCUCCACUGCCAGUGACAUCGACGCCGCACCACCCGCAUCAUCAUCACCACCUGGGACAGCCGCUGCCGAAUCUCCUGGUGCAGCAUCACCAGGCGCCGCCGCACAUGGAUCAGCAUGGCGCCUCUGCAAACCUCAUGCACAAUCCGAAUCUGAUGCACCUGCAGACGCAGACGCACCACCAACAGCAACAUCACCAACAACACUCGCCACACAAUCCUCCUCCACCGCAGCACAAUCUCGAACUGGGAGGUGGCUCGGGAUCGGGAGCAGUGCUCCUCUCGCCGGCGCACCUUCAGCAGAGUCCGCAAUCUAACCGCAGCAGCCACUCCCUGCAGGCCCAGAGUCCACCACCACAACCUGUGGAGGAGCAGCAGCAACAACACCAACAGCAGCAGCAAGAAGGAGCCACGGAGGGAUCCACUGAUCCCAGCACAGCGCACGUGAUUAACUCAGUUACGAUAUCCCCGAACACCAGGCACAGCUUCAAGAUGGAGAACAUGUAAGGCUGUCGCCGGGGAAUCCCCCUCGCCACACUGCCCCCGAAAACCGAGGAGUAAUUUAUUAUUUUUGACUAGCUAGAGUUUGUAGUAGAAAAUUGAAUUUGAUUCGAAAAGGAGAGAGAGAGUAACCAAUGUAAAUACCCUUACCGAUGUGCAUAAUGUAUUUGAUAAACUAUUGCGAAACGAUAAACCAAAAAGUACUAAUGGGCGCUGUGAAAUGAAUCCCAGAUUAAGCUAACCAGAGUAAUUUUGGAUAUGUUUCGUGGCCCUGUGCGUAUAUCAAUGGGUAUUCCAAUGGCCAGCCACUAACCAAAUAGAAAUAGGUUUUAUAUUCAUAAGAUAGAAUUAAUUGCAUUUUGGAUCUGAUAUAAUAAGAUAGCAAUAUUUAACAGCAUUUAAUAUUUAAUGUGAUGUAUUGAACUUAUAAUAUCAGGUCCAAAGGGAUUUCUACUUUAUAUUACCACCUAGCAGGUAAGUACCCUGCAUGACACACAUAAACACACAUAAUUGGGCUCAUUCGUGUAUGUCCUGGCAUUCAAAAGAAAACAUUACCAACCGAGGGAGCAGCC
Drosophila rhopaloa is the source of this 2991-nucleotide messenger RNA. RefSeq names its product protein abrupt. The record is from RefSeq and is a predicted model, not a curated record. The transcript is spliced from 3 exons. Gene Ontology annotation, biological process: regulation of transcription by RNA polymerase II. Gene Ontology annotation, molecular function: protein binding. Gene Ontology annotation, cellular component: nucleus. Lineage: Eukaryota; Metazoa; Arthropoda; Insecta; Diptera; Drosophilidae. Bases 377 to 2425 code for a protein of 682 amino acids.